Messenger RNA from Cotesia congregata, 1691 nucleotides. The record is from the annotation of a GenBank genome assembly. Lineage: Eukaryota; Metazoa; Arthropoda; Insecta; Hymenoptera; Braconidae.
AGGAAUCAAACCUCUCAAAUAACCUACUGAAUCCAAUGGGAGACGGUGGAGUGCAAUCACAUGAGCACAUGACUAAUAAUGAUCAAACAAAUGAGCAGGUUAAUAAUGCUAAUAAUCAACAAAAUAACUUUAAUAUUAUUACUGCUAAAAGGAAACGAACAUCAAACUCAUAUUUAAGUAUGAAAGACCCCAAGAAACCAAAAGACGCAACGCAAAACCCAUCAGUCGUUAAAAUCUCAAACAGAUUUACACCUCUGGCACCACUAAAUAAUGAUAUCGAAAUGGAUGGUAGUGAAGAAGAAAGUAUCCAUGAAGAUGAUGAUAAUCAAGAUAAUCAAAAUCCUGCCAAUAAACAUAAACAGACCAAAAAAACUGUUAAGCCACCUCCACUCGUCGUACACGUAAAUGUCCAAUCACACGCAAAAUUCCUCCAGGCGAUAAGAGACCAAAUAAAAGAUGUCAAACUAUCACAACUAGAAACCAAUGCAAGAUAUCUAGGAAGCACCAAAGUAAGUUGGGACUAUUACCGUAACAAACGGAAAAUCACACAGUGUCAUAAUUGCCAGGAGUGGGGUCAUGCUACCUCUAAUUGUUUUGCUGAACCAGCUUGUCUCAAGUGUGCAGGCAAUCACCUAACAUCAACUUGUGUAAAAACAAGGGAAACUCCAGUUCAUUGCGUUAAUUCCGGCGGGGCACAUCCAGCCAACUUCAUAGACUGUCCGACCUACAAAAAUAUCAUUAGCAAAACCCAAAAUAACCAAAAUCAGAAAAGCAAAAAGAAAUUUGCUCAUCCAAGCUCAGACAUCAGCAACGUGCAACACUUUCCUCCAAUGAAUAAACCAGCCAAUGGAGGCGUAGCAAAUAUGCAUAGUAAUGGUACAAGUAACAAUAGGCAUCAGAUUAACCGAGAUCAGUUUCAGAUUCACCCAAGUGCUACUAACCAAAAUCAGACAGCAGAUAUUAUUUCGCUGGCUAAUGAAAUUCAAGAAAUUGAGCAAAUAUGCGACAUAAAUGAAAUGUUAAGCCUAGUCAAGGAUCUCAAGCAAAAACUACUCAAGUGUAGAAAUAAAACUCAACAGUUUGAAGUCUUUGUGAACUUCAGCUUCACCAUAGGUGUACCCAAAAUAUGCAGCUGUAACUCAAAUGGACUUAAAAAUAAGAUAGGAGAGGUAAUUGAGUUUUUAGAUCGCAUGAGCAUAGACUUAUUUCUCAUCCAUGAAACUAGAUUAAACAGUACUGAUAGAAUUAAAAUUAAAAACUACUCAAUAAUCAGAAGAGAUAAAACCAGCGCGGCCGGUGGCAUCGCAAUAUUAUGCUUAGUUAUUAAAUUAACUAGUCAAUUAUAUGUCGUCUCAGCCUACUGUAGUCCACAGGUUAAAUUUACAGCUAAGGAUUUAGAUAACAUAUUUAACAUAGGAGAAAAAGUGUUAUUAAUUGGAGAUCUAAAUGCCAGACAUCGCACAUGGAAUUGUCAUAGGAUUAAUCCGAGGGGUACUGUCUUAUACAACUACUCACUGAAAAAUAACUAUUGUGUGCAAUUCACAGACAAACCCACGCAUUAUCCAACUAACAACAUGACUCCAACUACUAUUGAUAUAUACGUGAAUAAAAAUGUUAGCCAAGCAAGUGAACUAAAAGUUCUAGAUGAACUAAACUCCGGUCACAACCCAAUCAUCCUGUCACUAGGAAAC